GUAGCAUCUGGUUGAGCCCCACCUUGCAGCCCCCUCACACAGACGAGAUGACCUCAGAGACGUCUCUUCCACUGAUUCCUCUAGCAGUCGGUGUAGUCUGCCUGCUCGUUGCUGUCCUCAAUAGACCCGAUCGUCGACGACUUCCACCCGGUCCCAAAGGUCUUCCUAUCUUAGGGAAUAUCUUUGAUGCACCCAAGGAGCACGAAUGGCGCACGUUUCAAGAAUGGGGUCGAAUUUAUGAUUCGGAUGUUGUGCAUUUCCAGAUUUUAGGGACUCAUUACAUGAUACUCAACUCCGCGAAGGCUACGACCGAGCUCUUCGAGAAGAGGUCAAACCUGUACUCAGAUAAACCAGAAGCAGCAAUGCUUCACUUGACCGGCUGGGAUAGGAAUUGGGGCCUGAUGAAAUAUGGUGACUUUUGGCGGGCACAUCGCAAGAUAUUCCACCAACACUUCCGCUCAAACGUCGUGUCCGCAUAUCACCAAAGGACAGAAAAUGCGGUGCACCAGCUGCUUCGCUUACUCUACGCCGAGCCAGAAUGUUUUAUCGAACAUAUUCACUUCAUGACUGCGUAUAAUAUCAUCGGAAUCGUGUAUGGCGUGGAUAUCAAUUCGGAAGGUGACCCAACUCUCGCAAUUGUGGAAGAAGCUCUCGACAUCUUGCGGAACUUUGGCAAUCCUGGAGUGUAUCUUGUGGACUCGUUUCCUCUUCUGAGGUUCAUACCCUCGUGGUUCCCGGGCGCCAAAUUCAAGCGUGACGCUGAGGCUUGGAAGCCUGUGGUCGACAAGAUGUACAUGCAACCAUACAGUGAUUUAAAGACCGCCUAUGAGAAGGGAGUGCCAAGACCGUGUCUUGGGACGAAAAUGCUGGCAGAGCUCUAUAAGGAUGGAGCAAAUUUCCAGAGUGAAAUUCUGGAGCAAGUCAUUAUCAACACUACUGGUACCGUAAAUGCAGCGGCGUCUGAUACGAGCAGAUCGGUGUUGUUGGUCUUCAUUUUGGCCAUGCUGCUGUACCCAGAAGUGCAGCUUGCAGCUCAGACGGAACUUGACCAAGUUAUAGGCACAGAUCGUCUGCCGGUGAUAGAAGAUGAAGAGUCGCUGCCAUAUAUCACUGCUCUUGUUAGGGAGACAUUACGAUGGAGGCCAGUACUUCCCAUAGGUAACGCACAUAAAUCGAGUGCAGAUGACGAGUACGAAGGGUAUCAUAUCCCUGCUGGGACUGUUAUAUUCGGAAAUGCACGAGCCAUUCUCCACGACGAUAAGCAGUUUCCCAAUCCGGAUGCCUUCGACCCCAAUCGCUUCCUCGACUCAAACGGACGUCUGCUCGAGCACCUAGCGAACACUAUAUCCAGCGCUUUCGGUUUUGGCAGAAGAAUGUGUCCGGGACGUUAUUUCGCAUUGGACGUCAUUUGGUUGACGGCUGCUAAUGUCCUCGCGGCCUUCACGAUUGAAAAGCCCUUCGAUGAGAUGGGGAACGUUGUGGAGCCUUCUGGAGAAUUCAUUUCCGGACUUGUCAGUCACCCUGCUCCUUUCAAGGCUGUCUUCAAACCGCGGUCGACCAUCGCGUUUGCCCUGUAGCGCCCACGUGCGGUCUCAAACUGCAUAGCUCCCGUAUGCAGUUUCAGAUGAAGUGAGGAGAAUAGGCCGGGACUGCAUUAAGG
Molecule: messenger RNA, 1660 nt
Organism: Phanerochaete carnosa HHB-10118-sp
Lineage: Eukaryota; Fungi; Basidiomycota; Agaricomycetes; Polyporales; Phanerochaetaceae
Exons: 14
Coding region: 48-1577 (509 amino acids)
Molecular function (GO): heme binding; iron ion binding; oxidoreductase activity, acting on paired donors, with incorporation or reduction of molecular oxygen
Source: RefSeq, a predicted model, not a curated record